Homalodisca vitripennis (glassy-winged sharpshooter) is the source of this 4942-nucleotide messenger RNA. RefSeq names its product putative phosphatidate phosphatase. Bases 254 to 1153 code for a protein of 299 amino acids. Lineage: Eukaryota; Metazoa; Arthropoda; Insecta; Hemiptera; Cicadellidae. Gene Ontology annotation, biological process: phospholipid dephosphorylation; phospholipid metabolic process; signal transduction. The transcript is spliced from 7 exons. Gene Ontology annotation, molecular function: phosphatidate phosphatase activity. The record is from RefSeq and is a predicted model, not a curated record.
UUGUAGCAGACGGUACGGUAGGCCUACUGUCAGUAUUUGUUCUUAGCAGAUUAACUUUUACGUCAAUCGACUGAUAGUCGUUGGGACUAUCGUGUUGAAGUUGUGGAAGGGGCGAGAGGCGCGACGAUAAUUUUAUUCUGUUCCUUGAAUGUCAAUACAAUUAUAACUUUGUUCAGUUUUAUCUUAGAUGAAGACAAUUACAUUUAGUUUUAAACAGGUGCUAUAAGAGUUUGAAUUAAUUUAGUUUCUUAAAAUGGAUGCUGAGUCAAGAUCAAUCCUAAGAAAAGUUAUAAUUGAUGUAGUAUGUCUAUUUUGUGUUGGCUUCCCGAUUCUUAUCUUCUUCCUGUGGGGAGUUCCAUACAAGCGGGGUUUCUUCUGCGAUGAUGACUCCAUACGGUUCCCCUAUAAAGAGUCUACCGUUACCAAAGGGAUGUUGUACGCAGUUGGCAUUUGCAUGCCUAUUUGUGUGUUUUUGGCAGUGGAAUGGAUACACUACAAGGAGGGUGAGAGACAAGCGUCUCACCGGUUGAUGGGCUACUCUAUCCAUCCCUGGCUGUGGCGUUGUUAUUGUGUUAUUGGAGUCUUCGGGUUCGGAAUGGCCUGCUGUCAGUUGCUAACAGACAUUGCCAAGUACUCUGUUGGACGACUGCGGCCACAUUUCCUUGCCAUCUGUCAGCCUAACAUUGACUGCAGCUUGCCUGAGAACCAGCGUUUGUAUAUUGAGAACUUCACAUGUAUGGGGACGAAUGCAAAACUAAUAAGGGCCAGCAGGUUAUCUUUUCUAUCGGGACAUUCAUCCUUUGCUGCGUAUACAAUGGUUUUUCUUACGCUCUACAUCCAAUGCAGAGUACACUGGAAGGGAUCGUACUUGCUGCGUCACUUCGCCCAGUUCGUGUGUCUGGCUAUGGCAUGGGGUGUCGCGUUGUCAAGGGUCUCCAACUACAAACACCACUGGAGUGAUGUUCUAGCAGGUUCCCUCUUGGGCACUGUUGUUGCCAUCGUAGUGAAACAGAUCAUCUGCUGGUGUGGCGCUGGGGUGUCUCAGAGCUUAGCACAAUCUACUGAUAACCCAAGGUUGAAUAGUUCGGCCAUUCUGUUGGGCCAAUACUCAGGUGAAGUUCGUGUCAGACCUGAAGCUGGAAGAUACACAUGAGUACUCACCACCCUCGGGGUGUGACCCUGCGCAGAGCAACGGAGGUAUCACCCUCACUACAACUUCAGACCCUUAACUUUCAUCAUUUAAUAAGCAAUAUUGGAGUGAAAUUUUUGAGCACAUAAAAGAAUAAUUAUUGUUACUGUGGAUGUAAACGGAAUAUAUUUUUUUGAGAUAAAACCAAACCAGAGGAAAGUUAGAAGCGGAGUUUAGUCCAAUAUAUGUUGUUAGUUUUAAAACAGCCAGCCAGCUAGUUGCAUGAUGUGGAAUAUUACAAGUAUUUUGUGUUUGAUUUGAAUUAAGAAUUGCACAGGGUGAUAGAAGUGUAGUGGAGUUAAAGAUUUUUCUGACCCAGAAAGAUAUAAGAUGUAAUUGAUAUGAAUUGUUAACACACAUAAUAGUGGAAUAACGAGUGUUUUGAGUGGUUGUUAUUAUUUAAUAAGUCUAGUUUACAUAAAUUGAGAUUUUUGAACAAGAAAUCUUUUUUUAUUUAAUGGUAAUCAAAAUAACAUUAAAAUAUAGUUGUAGUAUUGAAAAUAUUUUAAAGUUGAAAUGAAACUGAUAGUAAGUGAAUUGUUUAAAAAAUAAAUAAUACAAUUUAAGUUUUUAAUUAUGUAUUAUUUUAUUACUUCAAUAAUUUUUUAACAUGUUCCAUCGUUCAGUGAUAUAAGAAAUCAGUGUACAAUUGGAAAUAUCAAAAAAUAUUCUGUUACUUUCACACUCCUCGAUGAUCAAAAAGAAAUUUUCACAAAAAUGUUAAUACUGUUAUGGUUUUUCCAAAUAUUCUGAUAUAUAAAAUGUUCAGCAAUAUAUUAAUACUCAGUAGUAUAAAACAAAAUGAUUUAUUAAAUUUUCCAAAAAUAUUUAUUUAUGAUAAGCAAUUUUAAGUGCAAUAUUGUCAGGUAUAGAGGGCUAGAGCCAGAUUCAAUAAGGGACAGUGGAUAGUGUAGGAAGAGCAAACUUACCUUUACUAAAUUGGAAGGUAAGUUCAUUUUCUUGUCUUAGAAACACUUGGUUGGUUUUCAAACAUAUAACUGUUGUACUGAAACUAUAACAAUUAUUGCAUUGUUCAAAAUUUUAAGUUGAAGCAAUAGACGGGCAUAAAUUAUACUAGAUAAAUGUGUAAACAAUUUUUCUGGAGAAAACUGGCAAUAACACAAACAGUAAUAACAGGGUAGUACUUGGAAUGGGAAAAUAGGAAAUCACUUAAAUAUAUAAAUGAAAUUGCAUAUGGUUAGCUAGGCAUGGUCAAUAUGGAUAUGGUUUAUUCAGAUAGGAUUGAGCCAUACAAACUUUAUUUUUGAACAUUAAUUUUUGAACUGGUACAUACAUAAAUUUUGUCUGCAUUAACAUACUCUUUAAUUGUUGCUGUGUACUUUUUACUUCUUUUCCAUAACUCAAAGCAAGCCUAGAAGUUCUCUGUAAUAAAGCUGUUUAGUUUCCACGAUGUUUCUUUUUUUCACAUCUUUCUAGUGCUUUCCCCUCAUAAUUAUUUUUUGUUAUGGGAAAAAACAAAAGUUGUUGGGGGCGAAAUUUGGCAAAUAAGGAGGUUUUUACAGAAACUUGUGAACAAUCAAUGCUAAAUGUGCUGGUGUGUUGUCAUGGUAAGGAUUUGUGAGUAUAAACUACUAAAAUGUAACCUAAGAAUGAUUAUGCAAAAAGUUAACCCUUAAAAAUUCAAUGACACAUGAUUAAAAUACAACCAUUACAUUUACGUUAUUAACUCAUUGAGUACUAGGUUUUCUACCUCUAUCCCUCUGUUUUAUAAUCAUAUUAAACUGUUGCUAAUUUUGUUAAAUGAUAAUUUCUUACGAUUUAUAAAUAUAAUAAUAGAAAUAUGUGAUAUAUAUGUCUGUAUAUUUACUGUUACAGUGAAAUAAAUUAGGUUCUCACUGGAAUAAUGAUUGAAAUCUCCAAUUCAAUCAAAAUUAGUCCUUCAGGAUAGUCGCUCUGCUCAAAGCUUAAUUCAGAACUGGAUAGUUAUUAAAACGAUAACAAGUCUUAUCAUUAUUUCUAAACUUUUUACCAUGAUAUAAACUCGCAAAAUUCAUGCUGAAUACAUUGUGUUAAUUACAAAAUGUGAACACUCACUAUACUCGUAUGGUUUGUUGAUUGCUUUAUACUGUAUGUAACCAUUAGAGUUCAAUAGCAAUCAAAUAGUGCUACUGUCUUGUUAUUUUUGUUCAAGAAUAGAAUUUUUGUUCACUGGUAGGGUGUCCAGUUAAUCAGUUUAUUGUUUUCAGACGUGGCAAUCAAAGGGUUAAUCCGGUGUUUCUACCGGACAAUACACCCGGAAGAUACCCGGAUAGAUUGGGUGUAUAUUUGUGCCCUUCUUACACUAUCCAGUUUUUGCAUUUUAGUACUGAUAUAUUACUUAAAUAGACUAGUAUUUUCAAUACUCAAAUCAGUAUUAAUUAUAAUCAUUAAAAAACAUGUGAAUAUCAACCAGAUUGCAAUAAUUGAGUAAAAAAAACAUUCAUAUAUGAUAGUUUCCAAUUUUAAAUUUAGUUUUCAUUACAAAUAAUUAAAGUAAUAACAAUUGCGUGGUUACUAAAAAUGAUCGAAAUAAUACAGUUUUUAAAAUUUGUACUUCAAUACCAAUUAAUAUACAUUAUGUAACCAACUUGUAUAUUUCAAAAUACAAAAUUGAACUGUAUUACAUAGUUUUUUAGUUACUUUGAAAAACAUAUUAUCGAAUAAAUAUUUAUACUUUUAAUUCGAGAUUAGAUAUAAGUACUUUAUAAAAUGCCACUGUAGCUAUUAGAUUUUUAUAUUAUUUAUACAAAACAAAGUUCUGAUAGUUCCAUUAUUCCAAAGUAGUCUAUGUGACCUAUUGAUUUAUAAGGAUAUACACUUUAUUGUAUGUUAUCUUUUAUGUAGAGUCUAUUAGGGUAGAAUACAAGUAUAUAUUGUCAAUUACCAAUAGUCUAUUCUUGGUCAGUGUUUUAGAUUGAUCUCUUGCCAAUAAACAUACAGGGUGUAUGAGUACUUAUUGUGAUUCAUAUACCUAACAUGUAAAUUUAUUAGAUACUUUCAUUUACUUAACGUUUUAGAAAUGGUUUAUAACACACACAGUUUUUCCUUUUUACUGCUGCUGUUUAUUAUUUGUAACUUAAUAUUUUUAUAUGUCACAUUGGAUUCAAUUUUAUAUUGUGUCCAUUUGGUUGUAUUUGUGUUGUGCACAUAAUUAAUUUAAGAUUUGAUCUUUUAUCAUUUUGUAGUAUUUAAUUAUGUUAUUUUGUUGAUUUUUUCUUUUUCAAAGUUUUGCUAGUGUUUAUACGUGUUCAUAACAAGAGUUAGUAAUUUUAUUAUGUAUGCUUUGCUUGUGAUGUUAUUUAGUUACCUUGAAACUGUUCUAUGUGGGUGUUCUUUUUUUUAUAUUGUAACUUUAAACAUUUUUUAAUUUAUGUACAGAACAUGUGUUUAAAAAAUUGUAAAUUCUUUAGUUUUAUUUGGAAAUUAAUGAUUUAGUUGUACUAGAAUAUUUUAAUCAGCUAGCUUUGUUCCAUGUAUACAAACUAUUGUUUGCUGAAACCCCAAUAUUGCAACAACACUUAAUUAUUCCCUUUAAAAUGUUUUAUUUAUGAUGUAUUUUAAAUGUUUUACAAGAGCAAUUAAUUUCUUAUUCAAUGCCUUAGCUUUCAACUCAUUGUAUGAUAUAAAAUAACAAAAAUAUAAUGGCACCAAAGUUUUUAAAACAAUCAUCAUGUUGUUAAUACUUACACCAAUAACUUGGCAUUAUAAAAGGAGAAGAAAAGAAAGAUUAAUAUAGAUCUUUGCCUCAAGUAA